CCAACAUCCGUCCUCUUUGUGACGUUGCCGACUCAUCAACUACAUCCGGGUAACUGUGGUGACCUUGGUUGGUUGAUCAUCAUGGCGGCUCUCAUCAGGUUGAGUUCUGUGUGUCGCAGAGGAAUUAAACCUCUGUUCUACCAAAGCGCUUUGCUGGCCAGGCCACUAGUCGUACCAAACAAAUACCAGGAGCAGCCCCACCUGCUGACAGCGAGGAUUCAUUCGUCACAGGCUCUCUAUGCGGGCUCUGACUCCAAAGCUGCGUCUUUGCAUUGGACAGCAGAGCGAGUGCUGAGCAUCCUGCUGUUGGCCAUGGGCCCUGUAGCUUAUUUUUCCCCUGGUCCUGUCAUUGACUACUCCCUGGCUGCUGCCCUGACCCUGCACGGACACUGGGGCAUAGGGCAGGUGUUGACAGACUAUGUUCACGGGGACACAAAAAUCAAGAUCGCCAAUGCAAGUCUCUUCGUCCUGUCCACCGUCACCUUUGCCGGUCUCUGCUACUUUAACUACAACGACGUGGGAAUCUGCAAAGCCAUCGCCCUUCUCUGGAGCAAAUGAACAUGACUAUGGACUGGGAAGCUCAGGAGAACACACACAUUGGGGCAAGAGCAAUGUUGUCCUGGCUGACUGUAAAAAAUUCAAGGCGUUCUUUGUAAAUUCAUAUAAAUAUAUCAUUUUGACAAUAUUGCAUUCA
This is a messenger RNA of Amphiprion ocellaris (clown anemonefish), 694 nucleotides long. It is a transcript of the gene sdhdb, whose product is annotated as succinate dehydrogenase complex, subunit D, integral membrane protein b. The coding region runs from base 82 to 558 and encodes 158 amino acids. The transcript is spliced from 4 exons. Gene Ontology annotation, cellular component: mitochondrial envelope; membrane. Gene Ontology annotation, molecular function: ubiquinone binding; heme binding. Lineage: Eukaryota; Metazoa; Chordata; Actinopteri; Pomacentridae. Gene Ontology annotation, biological process: tricarboxylic acid cycle; mitochondrial electron transport, succinate to ubiquinone. The record is from RefSeq and is a predicted model, not a curated record.